AUGGGAUGGGACGAAAUUUUCGUCCCGUGGGAUAAUGCAAGUCGUUCCAUCCCAUCCCAUCCCAUGGACUCUCAUGGGAUUCGCUAUAUUACGAAAAAUCUUACUGAAAAUCAAGAAUGCCCGCAUGGCUGGGAGGAAUUUAUUGGGACAUCAUCGUGCUAUCGUUUCUAUCGUUUUCCACAAGAAACUUAUAGUGGUGCUGUUUCGCAUUGUCCAACAGAUCUGUUAAGUGUUGAAUCAUUUGAUGAACAUUUAUUUAUACAAAAUUGGUUGACUGAAAAUGAUCCAUCUGCACAACGUUGGAUUACAAGUGGUAAACGCAAUGGAUUGAUUUGGCAAUGGACUAAGAGAUCUGGCUUAUUUAAUUUUCAAUACGACCAAGGAUGGUUACCACUUACUGAAGAAGAAAAACAAAAAGGAUCCUUUAUUGUUUAUGCUUAUCAAAGUAGUCAAUGGGGUUGGUUACCUUACGAUAUUGCAUCAACAGAAACCUUACCGUUCAUUUGCGAAGUACCACUACAAGAAAGCUAUGGUAUUUUUGAUGAUUACCGAGGAAUUGAAUAUGGUCUUCCAUCAACCAUUGAAGAGUAUUUUAUUCCUCGUGGACCAAAGUUUUAUGAACAACCACAAGAUCAAGAAUAUGGACAUAUUGAUCAAAUAACACUUGGUAGUGAAAGUACAUUUGGUAUUGCUAGAGCAUCUUUACAUAUUAUUGUGACAUUUACAUGUCAAGCUGAUGCCUAUCCAGUCGCUGAUUAUUAUUGGUUUCGAAUGAUAACUAAUUCUGUAUCAGAAGCCGUAGUAGUAAAUCUAACUGAUCCGCGUUUUUUUCAACAUGGUGGAAACUUAAUGAUCAAUAAUCCCACUAAUGAAGAUAGUGGAACAUAUUUUUGUAAAGCAAUAAACUACUAUGGUGCUGCAAUUAGUAAUCGAGUUCAUUUGCGUGAAAUUAUACUCGAUCGAUUUGAAAAACGUGAACGACCAAAUGUAAUUGCUCAUGGCCAUCGUGAUGCAAUAAUGGAUUGUUUAUAUAGAAAUACAAAUACAGGCGAUCUUAAUUAUGCUUGGUUUAAAGGUGGAAUCAAUCAAAAAGUACAACAAACACUUGAACGUUUUAUUUCUCGAAAUGGAAAUUUAUAUUUUUCUCGUGUAACUGACGGUGAUGCAGGAAGAUAUUAUUGUGCUGUUCAAGCUAAGAAUUCACGUUUACGUUAUUUACCAUCUCAAACGAGUGAAGGUACAGAAUUAGUUGUACGUUCAACAUUUGGACAAGAACGUGGUCCACGUAUAUUUCCAAGUUUUCCACAUAUUUUUCCGAUGACACGUUUACCUAAAUUGGGUGAAAACAUCUCAAUUGAAUGUGUAUCAGAAGGAUAUCCUAUACCGAGUUACCGUUGGUUUCGACAAGACGCUCGUGGUAAUUUCUUUUCAUUACAAUCGAAAGUUAUCUUAAAUAAUUAUAAUCGUGAAUUAAUCAUACCUAAUUUGCAACGUGACGAUAUGGGUGUAUAUAUUUGUGAAGCCUCAAAUACACGCUCAGUUGUUCAUGAAUCUGUUGCAUUACAAAUACAAAUUGAUCCAGUUUUCGUUACACCACUGGAAGAUCAAAUACUUGAUGUUGGAUCUACUUUGCAGUUACAUUGUGAAGCAUACACGAAUGAACUCGAUCAAUUACGUUAUUCAUGGUUUAUAAAUGCAACAGAAAUAGUUUUCAAUCGGUUAACAUUAGAACAACAACUACGUUUGACAAUAAUAAAUAAUGAAUUGAUGAUAAAGAAUGUACAAGUCUAUGACAAUGGCAUAUAUCAAUGUGCAGCAACAAAUGUUCAAAGUGAUAUACAACGUUUCAGUACAGCUGAAGUACGUAUUAUUACGUUAGCACCAACAUUUAGUAGAAAUACAAUGGCAUCAACAUUAAGAUCAGUUAUUGGUAGUUUAGUUCCAAUUAGUUGUCAUCCAGAAGGCGCACCUCAACCACAAAUACAAUGGUUUAAAAAUAAUAUUCCGUUAAUUAUGGCAAAUAAUAUACAAAUAUUUCCCAAUGGAAAUUUAGCUAUACUCAAUGUACAAUUAUUUGACUCUGGUAAUUAUACAUGUAUAGCAACAAAUCCAUAUGGUAUUGCACAACAAAGUACAUUUGUCUACGUUAUGUUUGAAGGUACAACAAUGUUGUCAACAUCUGGUAGUCGUGAUGCCAUCGCAGACCAAACAAUUGUUCUUUCAUGUGAUGCUCGUUCAAUAAAUCAAAUGGAUUUAACAUUUCAUUGGCGGUUCAAUAAUGAAAUUUUAACUAUUGAUAAUCGACGUUUUCAACAGAAUAAUUUUGAUCGUCCAGGCGAUCUACGCAUCGUCGAAGUUCAAUAUAGUAAUGCUGGACUAUAUACGUGUGUAGCACAAACAACCAUUGAUAAACAAACCUCAUUCUAUCAAUUGAACGUAUUCGGACCGCCAGGUCCAGUGGCUGGUGUACGCUGUAGUAACCCAUUUCAACGUCAAACAACAUUAUCAUGGGUUGUUGGCAGUGAACAUGGCUCACCAAUACUAUAUUAUACAGUUGAGUCUCUAUCUAAUUAUCGUUCAUGGUGGAUGUUUCAUGGAAAUUUUUCAAUACCAUUACCACUCAAUAAGUUUAUUACCAUGACAUUAUCGGGUCUAUCAGCAUUUACAGAUUAUAAUUUUCGUGUAUUUGCAACAAAUGUGUAUGGAUCUGGCGAAAGAUCAGACGUAUCAGCAACUUGUACAACACAACCAGAUAUUCCUGGCUUCGCACCUACUGAUUUAGGUGGAGGUGGUGGUAAAAUGGGUGAUUUAAGAAUAAUUUGGAAUCCACUGCCAAUGGAGUUUUGGAAUGGGCCCAACUUAACUUAUCGAAUAUAUGUACAAAAAAAAGGAGAAAAUCGACGACAAAUUUUCAAUGUAAUUUAUCCACUUCGGAAUUUUUUAAUAACGCACCUUGCCGAUAAACUUUAUUACUUUCCAUAUGAUGUUCGUAUUUCUGCUGUUAAUUCUCUUGGCGAAGGGCCUAUAUCUGGUAAUGUUACGGUGCGUUCAGCUGAAGAUCGCCCAACACGUCAAGUUUUAAAUGUUAAAUGUUAUCCAUACAAUAGCACAGCACUGACUGUAACUUGGGAUAUGAUUGAUGAAAAUGAUUUUGAAAUUUUACAUGGUAGUUUACUUGGCUAUACUGUUCGUUAUUGGCGUAAAGAUGUUGAUGAGCUUCAAAAUUAUUGGGAACGACGUUUUCCAGGUCAACGGUCUCGCGCUAUUAUUAUUGGUCUUCAAUCAAAUGUUGAAUAUUGUGUUCGUGUUUCUGUUUAUACACACUUUGGUGAUAGUCCUGAAAGUGAUUAUUUUUCACAUCGAACAUUUCGUUUAUCACCGCAAACACAACCACAAUAUAUAUCUAUCCGACAACCACAGAGUGAAAAAGAUAGGCGUGUUCGUUUAUUUGAUGAUGUCUAUAUGUACAAAUUAGAAGUUGAAUGGCGUGGAAUAUCAACAUCAGCCGAUGAAGAACCUCUAGAAGGAUACAUGGUUAAAGUUUGGGAAAAUCACCAGUCAAUUCGUAAUGCAACUAUUUACUAUGCUGAUAGAUCGAUAUACAAUCUGAUAAUUGAUAAUUUAUAUACUAAUCGAAAUUAUAAAUUACGUGUACAAGCUUGGUCUCUUGGUGGCGAAGGGAAAUAUUCAUCUCCAAUAACAGAAUUUCGGUUCGAUAAUGAUGGACGACUUUUGAUACUUUAUAAUCCUGAUACAAGUCUUCUUUAUCAAAAUACUGCUUCGAACUCAUAUUUACAUUCAAUUACUCUGUUUCUUGUUUUGAAUCUACACAAUUUAUUUGUAAUCAAAUCUGGUUAUUCAGUUGAGUUUGUUAAUAUUUAG
This is a messenger RNA of Rotaria socialis, 3882 nucleotides long. The record is from the annotation of a GenBank genome assembly. Lineage: Eukaryota; Metazoa; Rotifera; Eurotatoria; Philodinida; Philodinidae.